AUGUCUUUUCGAAUAACAGCGCCAUUGUGGGAUAAGAUAUAUCAUUUCGCAUCGUUUCCUCAAACACCUGUCUCGUUGCAGCAGAUGGUACUCUUCGGCCAAAACCCCAGUCAGGGAACGCUUCUAAAGGCAUCUGAGUUUCUCAAAGAAGAACUGCCUAUUCGGCUCGCGCAUCGUGUCAAGGACCUCACGGAACUUCCACAAGGACUUAGUGAGAUGCCCUCCAUCAUUCGCGUGAAGGAAUGGUAUGCACAAUCAUUCGAGGAACUGGUCAAUUUUCCUGCCCCAAAGAUACCACAGGAAUACUCAAAAAUCCUACACUCUGCCAAUUUACCUCUCCCUGGUUCGAUCCCCAACCCGUCGCUGCACAGUAGUCUACAUCACGAAAGUGACAGUCCUUCGAUGUUCCUGUCUCCCGCAUCAAACAUCGCUGGACUCAAAUCCCACUCUAUGGACGGCAAAGGCUCACUGCGGCCGGGUGUCAAUGGCAAUGGAAACGGGAGCAAGAAAUUGCGUAUUCCAAUGGAGAGACGAUAUUACUCGGAUCCCGAGGCUAACAUGGACGUGGUGUGGCCCCCAGAAGUCUACGAGUAUAACAAACGAUUCACCAAGGCUCUUGAACAUAUCAAAAAGAGGCAUGAUCCUACCGUCACUACCGUUGCCGGAGGCGUACUGGAGUGGAAGAAGAAGAACAGGAGUAAACUCAUCGGAAGCGACGUUCAACGCUUCCUUGACCGCUUUUAUAUGAGCCGCAUCGGCAUCCGGUUCUUGAUUGGUCAACAUAUUGCGCUGAAUACCCUGCAGCCUCAUCCGGACUAUGUGGGAAUCAUCUGCACACGAUCUCGACUCCAUGACAUUGCAUCAGAAGCAAUCGAAAAUGCGCGAUUUGUCUGUGAAGAGCAUUACGGCAUGUUCAAAGCACCCCCGGUUCAACUCAUCUGCCCUCGUGAUCUGACAUUCCCUUAUGUUCCCGGCCAUCUGUCACAUAUUCUCUUCGAACUUCUCAAGAAUUCUCUCCGUGCUGUUGUAGAGAGAUACGGCACAGAGCCGUCGGCGACCCAACCACAUGGCGGUCAGUUCGUCGCUGCACCCGGAGGACAAUUCCCACCUAUCAAGGUGGUGGUGGUCGAAGGCAAUGAGGAUAUCACGAUCAAGAUCAGUGACGAAGGCGGUGGGAUUCCUAGGAGUGCAGUGCCUUGGGUUUGGACAUACAUGUAUACCACUAUGGACGUUGAAGCGAGUGGGAAAGGCGGAAGCUGGAGCGGAGGAAGCGUACAAGGUAGUAGCGUCGGUAGUGUCGCACUGGAAAACCUCAAGAAGGGAGCAAAUGACUUCGCUGCGCCCAUGGCAGGGUUUGGCUACGGCCUGCCAUUGUCACGAUUGUACGCUCGCUAUUUCGGAGGAGAUUUGCACUUGAUCUCAAUGGAAGGGUACGGCACUGACGUGUAUAUACACCUCAACCGACUAUCCAGUAGCCGUGAACCGUUGCAAUAA
This is a messenger RNA of Serendipita indica DSM 11827, 1494 nucleotides long. The record is from the annotation of a GenBank genome assembly. NCBI's taxonomy places the organism in Eukaryota, Fungi, Basidiomycota, Agaricomycetes, Sebacinales, Serendipitaceae.